GUUUAACACUUUUCAACCACCACGGAUAUUUUCAACGAGGUUUAAAACCCGUAAAGAUAAAUAGAAGUGACAAGUUUGUGCAGAAGAAAUUAAAAGCAUGCAAUUCGUUAUUUCCUCAAGUCUGCGUGCACCCUAGUUGUUAUAUUUAUAGACGGAUGAAUGGGAGAGUGCCUCUGGGAAUGUUUUUCUUUUGGAGAAGCGCGUGAAACUGUUGGUUUGGUUUAUUGUAGGAUGCCCUGCUAAUGUUACAGCUAGCAUCAGUCGGGCUAACGACAUUCCGGGACAAGGGGAAAGUAAAGAUGGCAGAGACAUCUACGACUGACGGUCCUGCCGCAGGAGCUGAUUUUGACAUGAUGAGCGCUCUUGACUGGAAGGACGGCAUAGCCACCUUGCCAGGAAGUGACAUUCAGUUUCGGAUGACUGAAUUUGGCACCCUGGAGAUCGUCACAGAGGUGGAGCCCAAAGUUAAAGAGGCGGAGCUUACAGGCCCGCAGCCUCAAACAACCGGCACCAACGACAUUCAUUCCCCUGAGCAGAACAAAACUUCAAAUCAGACUGCAAAGCCCCAGUCAAAUACAGAGCAUCAGACAAGUCCUGUAGUUUCAACCGACCCCCACAGACAGGCAGGGGUCAACAACACCAGGAGCCCCAACGCUGUGGAAAGCCCCAGUGUGAGUACAGUGCCCAAUGCAAUUGUUCCCAUAUCUGAGGCGACUGCAAACUGCAGGUCAUGUGGUCACUCUGGUUCACGUGAAUCCUUUCUACAAGGCAAAUUUUGCAGCGCUCCUUGUGUACAGCCCUCCAGUGGCAGGUCAACCCCAGCUGAGGCUGUCGAAGGAGAACGUUUAGGUAAACGUGUGCGAAAGAAGAAGAAGAUGUUUAUGGAAUCUGGAGAUGAGGAGGAGGACAACAUAGAGGAGGAAGAAGAGAAGGUUAAAUCCUCAAAGGGGAGACGGGCAGCUAAAGUUGCUAGACUAGUGACAGCACCUCUGCUUAAGAAGAAAACCUGGAGUUGGUCAGCUUAUCUGGAAGAGGAGAGAACUAUUGCCGCUCCCUUGAAACUUUUUAAGGAGCACCAGUCGUUUCCUCAAAGCAGGAAUGGAUUUAAAGUUGGCAUGAAGUUAGAGGGACUGGACCCCUGUCACCCAGCUCUCUUCUGCGUUCUGACUGUGGCAGAGGUGCAAGGCUACAGGAUUCGGCUUCACUUUGAUGGUUACCCUGAAUGCUAUGACUUCUGGGUAAAUGCUGACUCAUGGGAUGUGAAGCCGCCAGGCUGGUGUGAGAAAACCAGCCUUAAGCUGUUGCUGCCAAAAGGCUGCAGAGAUGCAGAGUUUAACUGGAACACAUAUGUAAAGAAUUGUAGGGGUCAACUGGCCCCCAAACAUCUCUUCAAGAGUCUUAAUACAUCGGUCACACCGUCAGGUUUCCGUGCAGGGAUGAAGCUGGAAGCCGUUGACAGAAAGAACCCAUCACUCAUCUGCGUAGCAACCAUUGCUGCUGCUGUCGACAACCGGCUCCUCGUUCACUUUGACAACUGGGAUGAUUCGUAUGAUUAUUGGUGUGAUGCCAGCAGUCCAUACAUUCAUCCAGUAGGGUUCUGUGAGGAGGCGGAGUUAACACUCACUACACCUGCAGAUUAUAAGCCCCCCAAGGUUUUUAUUUGGGAAAAGUACCUUGAGGAAACUGGAGCCCAGGCUGCACCAGCAAGAGCCUUUAAACAGAGACAACCGCAUGGUUUCCAAGUCGGGAUGAAGCUGGAGGCAGUGGACAAACGUAAUGCCAUGCUUAUCCGUGUAGCCACCAUCUCUGAUGUAGAAGACCACAGAAUCAAGAUCCAUUUUGAUGGCUGGAGUGAGGAGUAUGAUUAUUGGCUAGAUGCUGAUAGCCCAGAUCUGCACCCAGUCGGCUGGUGUCAGAAGACGGGUCAUCCUCUACAACAGCCCAACGGUAACAUACUGUUAACAUACAGUGUUUCCACACAUGGCCCCACAAGACUCAUAAUCAAACUCAUUAUUGUAACCAUAUCAGGUCCCAGAGAUUCUCCAGUGCCUCCAGGACAAGGCUGCCCAACCCCAGGAUGCAGUGGAGUCGGACACAUUAGAGGACCUCGGUAUGGGACACAUUACACGGCAGUGAGCUGUCCUUACUCAGAUUUUAAUUUGAAUAAGGACGGGCUGGUGCCAGACAGACUGAACGGUGAGAGGCCGGUCACGCUCAGUGGACCCCCGCGCAAUCGUCGUGCUGAAACACUCACUCAGACACACCCUCCCACACCGACACCCAGCGCCGGCACCCCUGAAGCCCCUGACACCAGCACUGACGCCUGUCCACAAGCUCACUUAGUGCGUGAGCACGUUGUGUCUGCCAUCGCUCCCAAAUGUGUCAAGCCACCUCAAGUGAAGCAGGAAGGUGACGGGAAAGAUUCUCUUCAGGAGUUCCUGCAUGAGUCUGUGUUUUGUGGAUGGGAGCCACCAAAGUUUCAUCUGUGUUGGGAAAAGCAUGGCAAACUCUUGCCUGAAGCUUUAGGCCUCAGUGCCAAGAGAGUGGCCAAGUGGAGCACAGAAGAGGUGGCAAGUUUUGUAAGAGGGCUGCCUGGCUGCAGAGAGGAUGCUGCCACCUUUAGGAAGGAGCAAAUUGAUGGCGAGGCCUUCCUGCUUCUUACUCAAUCAGACAUUGUUAAGAUUCUGAGCAUCAAGCUUGGACCUGCUCUCAAAAUUUAUAAUUCGAUCCUAAUGCUGAAGAGUGCAGAUGAGGAGUAGACAACUCACAUCAACGGCUGCUCCAUCAAACAUGUUUAAAAGUUGCUCUAGCCCCCACCAAUGUGUCCAGCAGACUGUCAGUCAUCAGUCUCCUUAUGAUUGACAGACAUCGACAGAAUCUGCCAACUCAACAAACCUCAUGCGAUCAGAAAAGUCACAGUUCUUAAAGGCUGAUAUAGAUUUGAUGUCUCCCCUUCCAACUCAGCACUCGCUCUAAAUGAGGACUUAUAUUCUCUUGUGAAACCAAUCAUUUGAUUUGGGAGGGGUGAGUACACUACACUUAGGCACCUUAAAUUGUUAAAAGCUUAAACUGGAUUCUUUCAUCGCUGAUAUUUAUGUUUUUAUGGUUGCUAAAAUGAUGGUUAAUUACAAAAGGCACGAUGGUGGAGCUUUUACUUAUAUGUAAUUGUGUUUUUUUUUUUUGUAAGAAUGCAAAAAGACCUUUGUAAUUGAACAUGCAUCCUAAUUAAUCCCAAAUUAGGAUGUUUGAGA
Carassius carassius (crucian carp) is the source of this 3251-nucleotide messenger RNA. RefSeq names its product lethal(3)malignant brain tumor-like protein 4. The record is from RefSeq and is a predicted model, not a curated record. NCBI's taxonomy places the organism in Eukaryota, Metazoa, Chordata, Actinopteri, Cypriniformes, Cyprinidae. Gene Ontology annotation, cellular component: nucleus. Bases 243 to 2759 code for a protein of 838 amino acids. Gene Ontology annotation, biological process: regulation of DNA-templated transcription. The transcript is spliced from 20 exons. Gene Ontology annotation, molecular function: protein binding; zinc ion binding.